UAUUAGAUUAUGCUAGAGUGUACUAAUUGGCACAUCUUUGCUAUCAGAAUGCCGCCUAAGAGAGGACGCCCUGCGAGAAACAAUAACAAUCGCAGAAACCGUAACGCUGUACCCGAAGAACCACAAAAUGCUCGAGGACAUAACCCAUCCCCUCCGCCUCCGACUAGGAGAGUCGAAGAACUCUUUUUAAGGCAAAAUCCACCUACGUUUGACGGAACGAGUGAACCGGCUGAAGCUGAGAUUUGGGUGCGUGCAAUGGAACGCAUUUUCAACUUUCUACGCUGUACUGAUGAGGAGCGCCUAUCUUGCGUCUCUUUCCAACUAACAGGAUCAGCGGAUUUCUGGUGGGAAGCACGACGAAAAAUUCUGACACCUGAACAAUGGGCAAGUUAUACUUGGAAAGAUUUUAAGACAGGAUUAUAUGAUAAAUAUAUUCCGAAAAGCUAUAGGAAGAAGAAAGAAGCUGAGUUCUACGAGUUGAAGCAAGGAAAGAAAUCCGUGGUUGAAUACGACAAGGAAUUCUGCAACCUGUCGAGGUUUGCUCCACAACAAGUGGACACAGAGGAGAAGAUGGCAGAGAAAUUUUGUGCCGGACUACGGUACGAAAUUAAGAUGGCUCUAGCAAGCCACGGAGGACUCUCAUAUACGGAGUCUCUGAACAGGGCACUUGACAUUGAAGCCGCAAUGCCGUCAGACAAGUCAGCCCCACCAUUGAUCUCAACGCCAAACGAUCUACCAGGAGCCUCACAUACUCUCAAAGGGAAGCGCAAGUGGAACAACAACGAAGACAAUAUCAAUCAGACUAGUAAGAAAGUGUGGCAAGAAAAGGAACGGGCCGAACAGUUUAUUCAACCAAGGUAUGAGGCACAGACUAAUCUCGAGCCAACUGGAGGUAACCAAGGUCAGAAAGGAAUUUCACCUUGCCCAAAUUGCGGUAAGAUGCAUAGGGGUAUCUGUCGGGCUGGAACUAACGGUUGUUACAAUUGUGGCCAAAAAGGUCACUACUCCACGCAAUGCCCCAACAGACAACGAGGUUCAACAAUUGAGAACAACCACACCUCUUUGCCAGCAAUACGCGGACACUUGCGAAAUCAGCCUCAAUCACAUCAGUAAAAAUCUUAUGGAGACACCGCAGACAAGAGAAGCUACGCGGGAAUUUGAAGACAAGAUGAAGGAAAAAUAUCCCGAACUAUUUUAACAGAGAUAUGCAAAUUUCGGGACGAAAUUUUUGUUAAGAGGGGUAGUAUGUAGUAGCCCGCUCUUUUAAUUAUGAUUAAAACUAGUAAAUGCAAUUUUUAUAAAUGAAUCCAGUUUAUGCUGUUUGUGAUUAGUAUAGCACCAACAGGUUUUAAUGUGCUUUAUAUCGUAUGUACUUAUGUGAUAUAUUUAUGUGUAUGAACAUCAUGAAGAUUAUUGACUAUGAUAAAUCAUGUGUACGUCUAUUCAAUAUAUACAAUUAAGUGUCAUAAAUCAUAGUGAUGAUGUGUGUAUAUGUGUAAUAUAAUAACUCUACAUUAUUGAUGUGCUAAUAGAUAAAGCAAAAUCAAAGUUUAGAUAAGUUAUUUUUUUCAUCUUUUGCUAAUGAUGUACACGUCUCUCUCCACCAACUCUUACUUUUUCCAACUCCACCACCCUUUGCUCCACCAACUAUCAGCCACCACUCCACCAUCAUUUGCUUUCCACCCAACAAAUGCAAUGCUUGGCUUCAAUGCUUUCUUCUUCUUUGAUUAAGUUCACCUGAAAUAAAACAAGAACCAUCGUUCAUUACAGUUAAUCUCCUAUUAAAACCAAUCUACUAUAGCAAACAGUACAGCAACUAAGCCAAAUAACUUCAAGUUUCUAUCCACUGAUUCAAUCACACAGCAGCCACCCAAGCACAAGGAUCCACAGGUAAAUACUAAGCACUAUUAUUUCGAAUCCAGUACGCAUAUCAUCCAACAAGCAUGAAGUGAAUAGCAUAAUCAGUUCCAGAUGAUAUAAGACUCUCAUAAGCAUGAUAGACAUAACAGACGCGGGCUUUAUCAUGUAGAACACCAACCACUGUUGUGAACAAGUGACAGUUCAUAUGAAAUUUUAAACGAGCAUAAUUUGAGAUGUAAGCAAAACAAGAAAAUUACACCUUAUCUUUGCCUAUUUCACGUUAAGAACCGAUAGAAAAAGGAGCGAGAUUAUUUUUGACUUAGCUUUAGAAGGGAGCGGGCUGCUGCCCUGCUCUGAUUUGAGGAGACGACUCGACGACGGAGUUUCCAUCAACAUCGGAAUGGGAGAAUCGCCGCUGCAGCAAGUUUUCCCCUCAACUCGCCGAUUCUGGAUGGAAGCAGGGGCGGCAUACCUUCAUCAAAACCAGCAGCAGCGUGGCUGAACCGAAGGCGAGAACGACCAGCAGUGACUGAUUCGCCGGAUCCCGGAGCCGCGGCGGCGGACUCCUCGGCUGAGGACGGAUCGAGAGAAAGAGAUGGCUGCGGUGCGUGAGUUGAUGCGAAAGAGAGAGAAGAGGUGGAAGAAGCAGACGAUCCCUGGAUUCCGAGCGGCGGCUGCUCGCCGGCGGUUGGGACGGCCAGAGCAGCGGCAGACGAAGCCCUCGGCGGCCUGACGAGCAGCGGACGCCGCUGCGAGUGAAGCGGCACGGUGUAUCUCGCCGGCCUUCUAGUUGCAGUGGCGGCAGUCUUCGUUUCUCUGGAAGAACUAGGGCUUGGUUCUAGCCCCAUCAUCCGUGCGCUCUAGCGACUGAUCGAGACUCGAGAGGGAGAGCUGAGGUGGUGAUUUCUGAAUUGAGAGAAACUAGGGCACGAUUUUGGGGACUUUGCGCUGAGGAGAGAGAACGGCGGUGAGGUUGGACGCCGGUCGGAGAAGAGGCGGCGGCUGAAGUCUCGACUGAUUUUGAGAGAGACCGCGAUUGAUUUUUGAAGAAGAGGGAGAGAAGUCUCGACUGGUUUGAGAGAGAAGGAGGAAUCGGCUCCUUGAGAAAGAGAGAAGCCGAGAAUUGAGAGAGAGAGAAAUAGUAUGGGUUGUGUUUUAUUUGGGCCAUUCCCUUAUGUGAU
This is a messenger RNA of Salvia miltiorrhiza (redroot sage), 3041 nucleotides long. RefSeq lists its product as uncharacterized. Gene Ontology annotation, molecular function: nucleic acid binding; zinc ion binding. The record is from RefSeq and is a predicted model, not a curated record. NCBI's taxonomy places the organism in Eukaryota, Viridiplantae, Streptophyta, Magnoliopsida, Lamiales, Lamiaceae. The transcript is spliced from 2 exons. The coding region runs from base 10 to 1113 and encodes 367 amino acids.